CGCUUUGGAGGGUCCGCCCAGAAGAGAGAGACAGAGGGAGGGGUGCUUCGGUGGACCGCUUGGCUUCUGCAGAAGAGAGAGGAAGCAUCGGCUGAGGGAGGGAGAGAGGAGCGUAGUGCCAGCGGGGACCUACUCGACGGAUUCCCUGCGUCCUGUGGAGGAUCCGGGAGAGUUGACGACCGCAGCAGAGAACCCUAGAUCUGGUCCCAGAUUCCAGCUGGACUGCUUCUUCUCCGGCGGAUCACGCGGCGUCGUUCUGGCCUGAAGGCAUGGGGUUCUUUUCCUUCUUCGGGAGAGUACUCUUCUCCUGCAUUUUCGUACUGUCAGCAUGGCAAAUGCUGAAUGAGUUUGGCACUGAUGGUGGACCUUCAGUCAAGCAAUUUGAGCCAAAGUACAACUUGUUUAAAGGCCAUGUCACAAAAUCCCUUGGAAUCGAGCUUCCACCUAUCGAGAUUAAACAUCUUGUAGCUGCAGCCAUUGCUUUGAAAGGAGUUGGUGGCAUUCUCUUCAUCUUUGGCAGUUCUUUUGGUGCUUGGCUUUUGCUUAUCUAUCUGGCGUUGGUGACACCCCUUCUCCAUGAUUUCUACAACUAUAAUUUUGAGAAACCUGAGUUCAUCCCUGUUUUCUCUGAGUUUGUUCAGAACUUGGCCCUUUUUGGUGCGUUGUUGUUCUUCCUUGGAAUGAAGAACUCAUUUCCGAAGAAGCCCAAGAGGAAGGUAGUGAAGACGAAGACCAACUAGCACGCGUGAACGUGCUGAACAGGAAUUCGAUGUUUAUGUACCCUUUUUGUAGUCUUUUAGGUACUAUUUGUGACAAAUGUUUUGAAUUAGGAAAAAUUAUUGCAGUUUUCUUUGCGGAUGAACAUUUUAUUGCUCGACCAUCUUUUAUGCUCAUUUGCAGGGAGAAAAUGGUCUUCUACCUGAUGUA
Nymphaea colorata (pocket water lily) is the source of this 927-nucleotide messenger RNA. RefSeq lists its product as uncharacterized. The record is from RefSeq and is a predicted model, not a curated record. Lineage: Eukaryota; Viridiplantae; Streptophyta; Magnoliopsida; Nymphaeales; Nymphaeaceae. The transcript is spliced from 5 exons. The coding region runs from base 270 to 740 and encodes 156 amino acids.